Striga hermonthica is the source of this 1377-nucleotide messenger RNA. The record is from the annotation of a GenBank genome assembly. NCBI's taxonomy places the organism in Eukaryota, Viridiplantae, Streptophyta, Magnoliopsida, Lamiales, Orobanchaceae.
AUGCGGAAAACGUUGAUUCGCAUGGCCAGCCCACGCGCACGAGAUAAGCAACAUACAGAUAUGGAGUUGAUGAAGGAAAAAUUUGCAAAGUUGCUCCUAGGUGAAGAUAUGUCUGGUGGGGGAAAAGGUGUUUCUUCAGCUUUGGCUUUGUCAAAUGCCAUUACAAAUUUAGCAGCUUCUGCAUUUGGAGAGCAGAAGAGACUUGAACCCAUGGCACCCGAUACCAAAGCAAGAUGGAAAAAAGAGAUAGAUUGGCUUUUAUCUGUCACCGAUUACAUUGUUGAAUUUGCACCUACAAAACAAACGUCAAAAGAUGGAGUCAGCAUGGAGAUCAUGGGAACAAGGCCGAGAACUGAUCUUCACAUGAACAUUCCCGCCUUACGCAAGCUUGACUAUAUGCUUCUUGAGUGUCUAGACAAUUUUAAAGACCAAACGGAGUUCUACUAUGUGUCAAAGGAUGAUGAGGACUCUAAGGAUGGAAAGAACAAAAGAAAAGACGACAAGUGGUGGAUUCCAGUCCCGAAGGUCCCACCAAACGGCCUCUCUGAGGCCACGAGAAAAUGGUUGCAAUAUCAGAAGGAUUGUGUCACACAAAUACUAAAAGCGGCCAUGGCUAUAAAUGCUCAGGUCCUUGCCGAAAUGGAAAUCCCGGAAAAUUACAUCGAGGCACUACCUAAGAAUGGAAGAUCAAGUCUUGGGGACUCGAUAUACAAGAGCAUCACGGAUGAUUUCUUUGAUCCAGACUACGUGAUGUCUACCUUAGACCUCUCCACAGAGCAUAAAAUCCUCGACCUCAAGAAUAGGAUAGAGGCAUCGGUGGUGAUCUGGAAAAGGAAAAUGCACGCUAAGGAUAGCAAGUCGUCUUGGAGCUCGGGCAUGAAAUCCGAUAAAAGAGAACUUUUCGAAGAUCGGGCAGAGACGUUUUUGCUUAUCAUGAAGCAUCGUUUUCCUGGACUUCCCCAAUCCGAACUUGACAUCAGCAAAAUCCAGUACAACAAGGAUGUGGGUCACGCCAUCCUUGAAAGCUACUCAAGGAUCAUCGAAAGCUUGGCAUUCACUGUCCUUUCGAGAAUAGAAGAUGUCAUGCAAGCUGACAAGCUUGCACGGAAUUCAGUCUCCGAACAAAAGAAAACAGAACGGGUGGACAAAAUCCCGAGCUCAAAAACCGAGCCCGAGACCCCGACAUCAAAGACCCUGCUGGAUUUCAUGGGCUGGAAUUUGGACCGUGAGGAUGGCGAGGCCCGGGACUCUGAAGUCGAGCCCGUCAUGACUAAGCCUCUCAACAAGCCCGAAAACAUUAUAACGAACAAGAAGGUAUCCUACAUUGAGAGACUACAAAAUCUAGGCGGGCCCAGAAGCCCGACAGAACGCCAUUAA